Molecule: messenger RNA, 735 nt
Organism: Acanthamoeba castellanii str. Neff
Lineage: Eukaryota; Discosea; Longamoebia; Acanthamoebidae
Product: Ras subfamily protein
Exons: 2
Coding region: 1-735 (244 amino acids)
Molecular function (GO): GTP binding; GTPase activity
Source: RefSeq, a predicted model, not a curated record
AUGACGGACAAGCGACCCCUUCUUGGUGCGGAGAAGCAAUACCACUACAAGGUGGUGAUAGUGGGCGAUUCAUUCACGGGCAAGUCAUCUCUACUAUCGCGCCUCUCUGACAAGGAAUUCGAACGAGCCUAUGCCCCCACCAUCGGCGUCGAUUACAAAGUGCAUCAGCUGCGAAACGUGCAGGGCAAGAACGUCAGGCUCUCCCUGUGGGAUAAUGCGGGCGACAGAAAGUUUAAUUCAAUCGUGACCAACUACUUCCGCGGCGCUGAGGGCGUUCUACUCGUGUACGACGUCACCAACCCGGCCUCCUUCGCCAAUCUCAAGACGUGGCUCGCCGAGAUCGACAGCAAGAUCGUGCCCGGCUCCGCUACGGUGUGCGUAGUUGGCAACAAGAUCGAUGCGCCGAGGCGGGCCGUGAGCCGCGACGACGCCCGAAGCUGGGCCUUCGAGCGUGGCUUCCAGUACAUGGAGUGCUCGGCCCUGAACGGAACGAACGUGGAGGAGUGCUUCGUCUCGGUGGCGACCACCUUGCUCAACCACGCGCUCGAGCGCGAGGAGGCCGAGGAAGAGGAGAAGCUGCGGCGGGCGGCCGCACAGAGGAAGUCCACCACAUUCGCCGCCUUCUUCCAACGACAGCGAGAACAUGCGGGCGAGGAGGCCGUGGGCGCGGUGGACGGCUCGACGGGCCGUUGUGGCCUGAGCAGCUACUUUUGCUUCCUGCCUCGGUGGCACUGA